CAGAGCACUGAAGGAAAACAGCAGCUUUGCUUCCCAUCAAAAGCUACGUAUUUGAGGGAUGUUUUACAUUUCAUUUCAGCUAACAAAGACACUGAACAUCACCAGAACCAGUCAAGAGAAAUUAUCAGGAUGUUGCUGGAGAGAACUGUUUGUCCGCAAAGGAUUUAUGGCCUACAAGAGGACUGUAAUUUGUGCCUUCUGUCUGAUACUUUGAUAUUAAUUGCUGGAGGAGAUUUAAAAACUCAUCUUACUGAACAAGUAUUGCAAAAAAUGUCCCUCAUUCUUUUGUACUAUAUCGUUCAUUCGAUGGAAAUUUGUGCAUCAACUCUCCAUCUAAAGACCAGAGAUUACAAUGCUUUCCUUAAUGGCAUGCUCAAUUUAGGAAGUAAUGAAGACUCACAUUAUUUCUCUCAGAAUGAAAUGGAAUAUGUUCCGGAGAAAAGAAGGAAGCAUUUUAAAAUGCCUGAAAAUCAGUGUAUUGAUGUAAGUAUACUAGAGGAAGAAGCUGCUGCAUACAGCAGUGGCGCUGAUGAAAAGACCACUCCCCAUCUGGCUGCUGCUAUUCUUACAAUGGCUCUGAAAGGAAUGUGCCUAUAUGAACCACAUUAACCCAUGCCAGAAUACUUUAUGAAAUAGAUUUUCCAUUGCUUGAACAGCACUAAUGAACUUCAUCUUCAAAGACUUGCUUUCAGUAACUAUCCAUUAUCUCCCACACAGACAUGUUUCUCUGCAAAUGAGGUUGCAAAGAUAUUUUUACAUGGUAGGAGUCUGUUUGUUUCUAAAGAACAUUUUAAUCAAAUGAGCCUGGCCAUUAUUCAGCAAUUAUUAAGUUACAGAUGCCCAAACUGCGAACCUAAUUCUUUAAUGGCUCCCAAGCAGUGCUCAAGGGAUGGAACAAUUUUGCAAAUGUAUGGAAUCAUAAUGAACUUCCCUACAUCUCUGGAAAAAUAUAGCUAUAGCACUCUUGCUGUUUUGGUCAUUACAAUUGGAUCUAUCUUUGUGAUGGCUCUCAUUCUAUUAAAUUCAAAUUAAGAAUAGUAUACUCUGAUUUUACAGCUCUUUGUGAGGUUAGCUGUAGGAACCUUCUCUGGAGAUGCCCUGCUAUAUAUUAUUCCACAAGUAUUGGGCUUGCAUAAUCAAAGGAUUAGCUUGCUUGCUAUUAUGAUUCUAGUGGGUGACAGUCUUCACAAUUUUGCUGAUGGCUUCAUCACAGGGGAUUUUGCAGUGUUAUUAAGUACAGAGCUUUCUUCAAAGAUUGCCAUUUUAAUGAACUUCAUAAGUGCCCUAACUGCUUUCAUAGGGCUUUGCAUUGGCCUUUCAGUAUUGACAGAUUCUCGCAUUCAAAACUGGAUAUUUACCGUCAUUGCCGGAAUGUUUUUGUAUUUAUCAUUAGUGGAAAUGCUUUCUUAAAUGACUCACAUACAGACACAACGACCCUGGUUGAUGUUUCUCCUACAGAACCUUGACUUAUUAUUAGGUUGGCUGUGCCUUUUCAUUCUAGCUAUAUAUGAACCAAAGAUUAGAAUAUAA
Messenger RNA from Pogona vitticeps (central bearded dragon), 1530 nucleotides. NCBI's taxonomy places the organism in Eukaryota, Metazoa, Chordata, Lepidosauria, Squamata, Agamidae. The record is from RefSeq and is a predicted model, not a curated record.